Messenger RNA from Magallana angulata, 5061 nucleotides. Its product is annotated as cohesin subunit SA-2-like. The record is from RefSeq and is a predicted model, not a curated record. Lineage: Eukaryota; Metazoa; Mollusca; Bivalvia; Ostreida; Ostreidae. Gene Ontology annotation, cellular component: cohesin complex; nucleus; chromatin. Gene Ontology annotation, molecular function: chromatin binding. Bases 76 to 5061 code for a protein of 1661 amino acids. The transcript is spliced from 33 exons. Gene Ontology annotation, biological process: sister chromatid cohesion.
AAGUCACGUGACUUAUUGUUUACUUCCGGCAAGCUGAACCAGAUAGCUUCCCGCCAAACAAAGAGGGUAUUCAGGAUGCGGGGAGCAAGGAAAGCAAAGUCAAAGGCAAAGGUCACAGUUCAAGGGGCAUUUGUUGAGGCAACCUCAGACUUACCAGUACCAGAGAAUGACUCUGACAGUGACUUUGAGGAACCAAUGUCUGUGUCUGGUGCUGGCAGUGGGCGAGGACGCAAAAGGGGGUCAGGGAGAGGGGGCAGUGCGGUGAAGCGCCCCCGCCAGACUGGUGCAGCAGCCAGGAACAGAAAAAAGAGUGAGGAUGAGGAGGACUCCGGAACUGGUUCUCUGUUUGAUGUCGUCAAAAGUGGAAAAGCCUCACUGCAGAGCACUGUAGAUGAGUGGAUAGAAUCAUACAAGAACGACAGAGACACAGCGCUCGUGGAGCUCAUUCAGUUCUUUAUACAGGGCUCAGGGUGCAAAGGAACCAUAACUCCAUUCAUGUAUGCCAACCAGGAACAUGCAGAAAUUAUCCGUAAAAUGACCGAGGAAUUUGAUGAGGACAGUGGAGACUACCCUCUGAUCAUGUCUGGUCCUAACUGGAAGCGUUUCCGGGUGAACUUCUGUGAGUUUGUGCAGGUGCUUGUCCGACAGUGCCAGUACAGCAUCAUCUACGACCAGUACAUGAUGGACAAUAUCAUCUCUCUACUGACCGGUCUCACUGACUCACAGGUCCGUGCCUUCAGGCACACCAGCACUCUGGCAGCCAUGAAGCUGAUGACAGCUUUGGUGGAUGUAGCUCUGAAUCUGAGCAUUAAUUUGGAUAACACACAGAGGCAGUACGAAGCCGAGCGACAGAAGCAGCAGCCCAAGAGGGCCAACGACCGACUGGAGAUGUUGUUACAGCGCAGGCAGGAGCUGGAAGAAAACCAAGCAGAAAUCAGGAACAUGUUGACCUAUAUCUUUAAAGGAGUCUUUGUCCACAGAUACAGGGAUUCCCAGCCGGAGAUCCGCUCCAUAUGUAUGGCAGAGAUCGGUACCUGGAUGAAGAAGUACCCCAACAUGUUUCUGGACGACGGCUACCUCAAGUACGUGGGGUGGACCCUCUAUGACAAGAGUGGAGAAGUACGCUUGUGCUGCCUCAAAAGUCUGCAGCCAUUGUACGACACAGAGGAACUCGCCACAAAGCUGGAGCUGUUUACCAACAGAUUCAAGGAUAGGAUUGUGGAGAUGACUCUGGACAAGGAGCAUGAAGUGGCUGUGCAGGCAAUCAAAUUGGUCAUCAGUAUACUACAGUUCAAUGAGCAGAUUCUGGCAGACAAGGACUGUGAGAAUGUCUACGAAUUGGUAUACUCCUCUCACAGACACGUGGCUCAGGCUGCUGGCGAGUUCCUCAACGCCAAGCUGUUCAGGCGUGACGAGAACAGCACCAACAAACUCAAAAUCCACCGCGGCAAGAAACAGAGUUUGAACACACCCUUGUUACGAGAUCUCGUCCAGUUCUUUAUUGAGAGCGAGUUACACGAGCAUGGUGCGUACUUGGUGGACAGUUUGUGGGAGAUCAAUGACAUGAUGAAGGACUGGGAGUGUAUGACCGACCUACUUCUGGAGGAACCUGCCAAGGGAGAGGAGUAUAUGGACGACAAACAAGAGACCAGUCUGAUAGAAAUCAUGGUGUGUUGUGUUCGUCAGGCCGCGACUGGGGAAUCCCCUGUAGGAAGGGGCACCAGCAAAAAGCUGACAUCCAAAGAAAACAAACAGGUGCUUGAGGACAAGACCAGGCUGACCGAGCACUUCAUAGCAACCCUACCACAGCUCCUUCUGAAGUACCUGAUGGAUGGAGAGAAGGUGGCGAACCUGCUUCAGAUCCCUCAGUACUUUGAUCUUGAUAUCUACACCACCAGCCGACAGGAGAAGAACUUGGAGCUGUUGUUGAGGUACUUACACGAGAUCAUGGAGAAACACACAGACUCUGAGGUUUUGGAGGCGGCUUCUAAGUGCUACGAAUCUCUAUGUUCCGAGGAAUUUGCCAUCGCUGGAAAGUGUGAUGUGGCAAGGAAGACUUUGAUUGACAGCCUCAUUGCCAAGUUUAAGGAAUCCAUGCACGAUUUCUUUGCAGAGGGUGAGGAACCAGAUGAUGAUGAGAUCUUUGCCCUGCUGGCCUGUCUCAAACGUAUUGAGGCUCUGUACAGUUGUCAUGAUUUAAAUAGCUGGGACAUCUGGGAUGAUAUAUUUCACAUCAUAAAGUCGGGGAAUGACAGCCAGGGAAUACCUGAAGAGAUAGUGUGUAAGGCCCUGGCCUGUGGUAGCCAGGCCCUGCUGUGGUAUCUGAACAAGCUGGAUGAGGCGAACCCUAACAAGAACGAGAUGAAGUCUCUGAGGAAACGUCUGAACGACAUGAUGAAGUACUGCCAUGAUCUGUUGUUCCACCAGCAGGACAAAGUUGGAGAGGAGGCCUACAUUACAAUUUGUGACCUACUGGUCAUGUUCAGCCGCCACCUGGGGGAGAUUAAUGAGGUCAUGCGGCCGCUGGUGUACGAGCCGGACAAGAACCUCCAGCAACAGCUCAGUAACUUCCUGACGGAGAAAGUCUUCAUCGAGGACGACGACGAUGACAUUGAUGAAAAUGUGAAGAUUGAGGAACUCCACAAGCGUCGUAACUUUCUGGCUUCAUUCUGUAAACUGGUCAUCUACAACAUCGUCCAGAUCCGAAUGGCAGCCGACAUGUUCAAACACUACAUGAAGUUUUACAAUGACUAUGGAGAUAUCAUCAAAGCGACUUUGGGUAAAGCUCGCGAGAUCAACAAGGUGUCCACGGCCAAAACACUGGCACUGAGUCUGACCCAGCUGUACAAGGAGCUACAGAUGGAGAUGGGGGCGGUGGACCGGUCGUCAGAGGCCUUCCAGUCACUCAAGGAGUUGUCCAGAAGAUUUGCGCUGUCGUUUGGCUUGGAUCAAGUCAAGAACAGGGAGGCUGUGGCAGCCAUGCACAAAGAGGGCAUCGUGUUCAGUCUACAUGUGGAUGAACACCACGACCUCAGCACCCCACCCCCAAACCUUUCCUUCCUAGAGGUCAUCUGUGAGUUCACCAACAAACUGAUGAAGCAGGACAAGAAAGUUGUGUUACAUUACCUGGACAAGCACCUGCCCGGUGGGAUGAUGCCCCAGUCUCGGUCCGAGGAGUGGCAGUCCCUGUUCACCUAUCGUAACAGUCUGUCCCAGGGAGACGGGGAGGUCCACCCCAUUACCCUCAAACAGGCCACCCAGAGGCGUUACGCUAACAAACGCAAGCAGAUCGAUGUGUCUGACCACGACUCUAACAUGAGCGACUGGGUGGACAUGUCGGUCGGAACACCCGCCCCGGGGGUCCCUGUGAUGGCCUCAACCGCCAUCAAACGACGUCGUAUGGAUGAGGAGAGCGUGGGUGGGGCCUCGGAGCAGUCAGAGGACUUCCAGGAAUCGUACAUUGGUGGGGCCCCUCCCACACCCCACAUGUCAUGGAUGACUGCACAGAAAGGACAGACCGGUGCCCAGAGGCAGAUGGAGGCCGCGUAUGGACACUACAGACAGGGCGGAAACUUACCUCCAAUGGAGACAGAAGGAAGUGAGGCCAGCAUUGGCGACUUUGAGAGUCCAAGGUCACAUGUCAUGCCUCCUGGUUACUAUGGUGACGGCACACAGAACAUUGAGGAUCCGUCUCAUUCCGGGGUCAUUCAUCACCUGCCCCCCGUACAGGUGCCGGGAAUGCAGCACAUGUCGGAAUCAGUGUUUGUGGGACUGUGUGAGAUAGUGGGGACCUCACAACUGGUGGCCCUUAGGAGGGAGACAGAGGCCAUCAGGGAGAUGGUGAAGAGACGAGUUACACCUAAUGAUGGGCUCAUUGAGAUGUUGAGUGGAAGUAUGAGAGAAGGAUUCAGGCUGAAGGGAUCAGAUAGGGACAUCAUGUUCUGGUAUAACAACGACCGAGUGAUCAUGGACAUGUCUCAGUCUGAGAAUUACAACACAGCCAAUACAGUCUUGAUUCUCUCUGACAGUUCCGAGAGUCCCCCAGGAUUCACUCUACUUCAGUUACUGACACCAAGAACAGGCAGAUAUGUCUUCUCAGCAUGCGUCAGAAUGAAUGACAGAGUCUUUAUAUCUAGUUCUAUAUGGAGACAGUUAACUUGUUCUGUAAUGGUGCCUAAUACUACUGUACAUGGACCCUGUGGUACUGGUAUACUGGGAAGGGUGGAAUAUGACACUGCCAUCUGUUUUAUUUGUGACUUUUGGCCUUCGUCUGCCUCCUCGUGGAUAGACAGAUGUCACGCAUGGCCUAAUCCUGAAGUUGUUCAUGAUAUUGUGAGGAAUGGUUGUCACUUUGUAGCGAUAGGACACCCAUUAGGAAUUCAUGAAAAUGAAGAGUGGAGAAUUUCAUUUUCUCAAGCAGAAUAUAAACUUGUGUAUUCAAUGAACCACUGUCAAUUUUUGACAUACGGAUUGUUAAAAAUAUUUUUAAAAGAAGUUAUAGAUCAACAAUCAGAGGAAACCAAUAAACUGUUGUGUUCCUAUCACAUGAAGACAACCGUUUUCUGGGUGAUUCAAAAUAACACACUACCUUACUGGUGUCCACAAAAUCUGCUGACCGGUUUCUGGGUCUGCUUUAAACUUCUCCUUAAAUGGGUGUACAAGGGGAUUUGUCCUAACUUUUUCAUCCCCCAAAACAACAUGUUUCUGACAAAAAUCAAUGGAUCAGCACAAAACAGAUUGUUCCUACAGUUACAUGAAUUGUACAAGAAAGGUCUGGCCUGUCUGUUACAUAGUUCGUCUAUCAGACACAUUGAUACAACAUUAUCAAAAGCAGCUCUAGAUGAGCUGCAGGUCUUAGUCCACCAUGAUCAGGGAAUGUAUAUAUAUGAUCUAUCCAGAGACAUCUCCUGGGAGAUUCUGGGGAUCUGUCAACAGAUGGCAGGGAACCUCCAGGCUGCUCUAUAUUCAUACCAACAGUCACUCACACAGCAUCCAAUUAACAGAAUACAGACUGCUACACAUAUGAGAAUACAAGAUGUUGUCAGUCAGUUGAACAAUUGA